Molecule: messenger RNA, 2224 nt
Organism: Brachypodium distachyon (stiff brome)
Lineage: Eukaryota; Viridiplantae; Streptophyta; Magnoliopsida; Poales; Poaceae
Product: factor of DNA methylation 1
Exons: 10
Coding region: 954-1919 (321 amino acids)
Biological process (GO): gene silencing by siRNA-directed DNA methylation
Source: RefSeq, a predicted model, not a curated record
UCAAGCAUAUGCCAUAUUCACUGGGGUGAUACCAUAUUGCUAAAAUGAUCUACGGUAACUGCAGUUGCAUUUGCAAGGUUAUUUUUUCCUGCUGAAUUGAAGGUUGCCAUAAAUUGCACAGGCAGAGAUCACACCUGAUGUUGGCGGUGUUCCUAGAGCAAGUGCUUCCUGGCGAACUAGGGGAAGUCGAUUGGAACGAGAGCCAGCAACACAAAACAAAAGGUUCCGUUCAAGGGUGGAUGCACUACAUCGCUGGAACAACGGCUCGUCUUCACUGGCUAAAUUCGAGUCAGCAUUCCUUUCCAUCCAACCUACCGGCUUCGGAGGUUCUGGAAGCUGGGCGUAUAUGGCAGAUCAGGUGGAAGAGGUACCGCAGCAGCAACAGAGCAGCGACUCAGCGAGGCAAAACAAUUCACCCCGCUAGCGAAACGAGCACACGCGUGCCUGAAGCCCUGAACCAACAGGCAACUGGGGAAAUCAGUUCGGCAAAACCACCGGGCACGUCCGUGGGUUCGACACGCAGGUCCCCAGAAAGCACGUAGGACGUAGCGCCCCCCAUUUUCAGCAAGGUGGUGAGUGGGGGGAAGCUCCGCGCAGGUCCCCAGAAAGCACGUAGGACGUACCGUCCGUUGGCUACUUCGGCAAUGAUUCUCCCUCUUCUCUGUUCUCUGUCUUGAAGAACCUGGGUUGUGAGGACCAAACGCACAAUGGAGUGAACAAUCUUCCUGCUUCUCGAUCGGUGCCGCCCUUGCUCCUUCCAGCGAAGCCGAGCGACCUUCACUACUAACUGGACUUGCCUGAUUUCGGUUUCUUUCUCUGCCAGUACGGAAGCCUGACCUGAAGCCCUAAGGGGUGCAGAUCUUGCACGUUACACAUCAGGAUGUUGAAGUGAAUGCAUUCCGGUUGCUGUUUCAUGAGUUUCUUCUGGUGUUCCAUGAGGACUAUUGACACUCAUGGCAGAGACUAGAGACAUAGUUAAUUUGCCUACGCGCCUUGUUGUAUUGGAGUCAGCUGUUUGCUCCAAGAUGAACUUCCACAAGAAUGCCUUUCAUGACUAUGUCGACAUCCAGAAUGCAGUUCAAAGUGUCAUCGAAGAAAUGGGGAAGAUCCAGCAAGAACAUGAUGCGAGUAUCGCUGCAAAGGAAGAGCUCGCUAAAAAGAUUGAGGAGCAGGCAGCAGAGAUUGCAUCUCUCAAGAAAAAACUCAAGGAAAGCGAGGCAAGCGAUACAAUGCAACCGCAGGGAACCGUACAAACAAGAUCAAUCCAGAAAGAGGCACGGCAAUUUGAAGGGCAUGCUGGUGAAGUUGCUGAGGCGCAAGAGAUAAUGGAAGAUAUGUUUGGUAUGAACAAUGUUGAACAAGGUUUAAGAACAGAACUCGGGGAUGCCAGAAAGGAGAUUAUGGAUAUCCAAUCCAAGCUAAUCAAGGGAUUUCUUGAUAUGAGUGGUGCUGGCAGACAGAAUAUCACAAUAAAGUACAUGGGGCAACUGAACGAGAGACCAUUCCUACUUGCAUGCCUUGAGAAGCUGCCCCGCAGAGAAGCCGAAGUGGAAGCUUCUCGUCUGUGCAGGUUUUGGCAGGCGCAGCUCAUGAACCCAGAGUGGAAUCCCUUCAAGACCGACACAGUUGGAUGCUUUUCUGAGGAGACCAUGGAUGACGAUGAUGAGAUGCUGCAAGGGCUGCGGGCUGCAUGGGGUGAAGAGGUGUACGAGGCUUUGGUGAAUGGUUUCCUGGAAUUGAGAGACUGUGGCAGGCUGAGUGACAGAGCCAUUGUGCCGGUGCUUUGGAAUGUCAAGGAGGAAAGGAAGGCCGCUCUCAGUGAGGCUGUUGAGUACGUGUGCAGCCAAGCGAAGAGUCUCAGCGAAGCGAAUGGAAGGGCGAGUCACGGGAAAAGGGGGCGUCGUGGUGGAAGAACAUGAAGACUCUAAAAUGUCUAGGGCAGCGGCAUUGUCUAGGUAGAACCAGAGAAGUACUGACUCAUGGACCUUGUCAAGGAAACGAAACAUCAAUACACCGUCUCACAGAAGAACGUUACGAUUUGAUGUUCCGUAUUCAUUUGGCUCUAUCUGAAACGACCGUGUACUCGGCAUGUUUCGAACUUUUCAUAGUUUAAGCGUUGCAUUGAACUCUUUCAGCAGUAGCAAGCGUAAUUACUCUAAACUUGAGUUUCUUAUCACAUGCAAUGUGCCAGCAUGGGUGGUAAGAAAAUUAUUAUUUUUUCGAA